AUGAUAUUUAAGGAUGGAGUCACACAGAAAAAAGAAGUUGGUGUCAUUGACUGGAUGUCGACGCUUCCGCCUGAACGUCAACAUGCUCCUCUGUGGGAUCUGGCCAUACCAGGCAGCCAUGACACUAUGAGUUAUGACUUGGACAUCAACUCUGCAAUAAUAGGACCUACCAUCCUGACGAAAUUUGGCAAAAUCCGUUGGGUCCGCAAAAUAGUCAAAAAAUGGGGCACCACACAGGAGGUGAACGUCACAGAACAACUGGAUGCAGGGGUUCGUUUCCUGGACCUGAGGGUUGCACAUAAGCCAGAUGACCCCGACCCGACCAGGACAUACUUCUACCACGGCCUGUACACGGUCACUGAUGUUGAGUCUGCUCUGAGGGACAUAAAUAUCUGGGCAGAGAAUCACUCCACGGAGAUCCUCAUCCUGGCUUUGUCCCACUUCAAAGGAUUUAACAGGACAGUCCACAACCAUCUCAUCAGCUUCAUCAAGGGAUUAUUUGGACAAAAACUCAUCUUAAAAACGGACAUUCCAACACUUAAUCGCUGCUGGGACCUCCAGAGAAAUGUCAUCGUGUCAUAUGACGCUGAUGCAGAAGUUCGGACACAUCCUGAGUUGCGGGGUAAAAUCCCAUAUUACUACGGCGACACUAUGGACCCUGCAAAAGUAAAGAAACAACUGUCCAAGGAUCUGAAAACUGCUCCGUCUAACAAGUUCUUCGCCUGUGGCUUGAACUUGACUCUUCCGGAAAAUGCCAGUGCGCUCAAGUACAUCUUACGCUGGAAAAGCCUUUUCGUGGUCACACUGAAGAACCUCCCACAGCUGGUGAUGUGGGUGCAGAGACAAGCUCAGAUAACGGACCUGAACAUCGUAGCGUCAGAUUUCGUGACACAGGCCAACUUCAUCUCAACGAUCAUCCAGCUAAAUACCUAAAAUGUACGUUUACGUCAUAGGCCAGGUUCAGACUACAGCCAAAUGUGGACUAAAUCCCUUUUUUUUUUUGCCCAUAUGUGACCUGUAUCCAAUCUGUUAAAGACAGUUGGAACAGCACAAAGCCAGUUUAGUCAAAUCCGACCCAGGCCACUUUCAUAUGUGGUCCUAAACCUGAUACGUAUCUGAUAAUUUGGAAUGUGACUUCAGCCUGAAUGGUCAGGUUGCAUUUUAUCCGACCUUUAUAUCACUGAAAUGCGACAAACGUCACAAUUCUGCGUUCCACUGUGUUUGCAU
Molecule: messenger RNA, 1227 nt
Organism: Sphaeramia orbicularis (orbiculate cardinalfish)
Lineage: Eukaryota; Metazoa; Chordata; Actinopteri; Kurtiformes; Apogonidae
Product: PI-PLC X domain-containing protein 1-like
Exons: 6
Coding region: 1-933 (310 amino acids)
Biological process (GO): lipid metabolic process
Molecular function (GO): phosphoric diester hydrolase activity
Source: RefSeq, a predicted model, not a curated record